Molecule: messenger RNA, 2078 nt
Organism: Harpegnathos saltator (Jerdon's jumping ant)
Lineage: Eukaryota; Metazoa; Arthropoda; Insecta; Hymenoptera; Formicidae
Product: cytochrome b5
Exons: 2
Coding region: 585-986 (133 amino acids)
Cellular component (GO): membrane; intracellular membrane-bounded organelle
Molecular function (GO): heme binding
Source: RefSeq, a predicted model, not a curated record
UCGUCGGAGGCGAGGAGAAGGCAUGUGUGUUUAAAAAGUCUCACUUCGACUCAGCAGCGACUCGAUCUCGACCGGUCGACCUCGUCUCGCAGAUGCUGAUGAGCAGCGGAACGACGAGCAUUCGAGCAUCAUUGGAGCGCGGCUGACGCGAGUCUUCGUCCACAUAUAUGCGCCACGAUGGAGCUGUGAUUACACAGUUGGCAGCGCUGCAGCUAGUCUCCGGACAACAUGUAGCUGACGCGGUGGGGCUGAAGAGUACGUAAGCGUACAUCGCGCGAGCGGGAGGGGACCAUAAAGCUACACGUCUGACGUGUUAGAAUCCGCAGUGUUCGUGCGAGUGCGGCCCCGAGGAGAAGCUCGCGCGAUAGUCACACACAUACACACAUCGAUUCGCACCUGCGUUGUCACCUGUCGUCUCUCCUGGCGCGUUGCCUCCGGAAGACCCGAAGCCGUGGGUGCCGCGCGCUUCGCCAACACCCCCGUUCAUCCAGCAGCCUCGCUUAGCGCUCGACGACUGGCAGAACCCGGCGGAGAGAAAGAGGAGGUCGCGAUCGUAAGGAUAAGCGGAGGAACGCCGGCGAGACAUGGAGAAAGCGCAGGAGAAACGGUACACGAGGAGAGAAGUGACGGAGAACAAGGAUCUCGACAAGGUCUUAGUGAUUCUGCACGACAAUGUGUACAACGUUCACCCUUUCCUCAAUGAACACCCGGGCGGCGAGGAAAUCCUGCUCGACCACAAAGGCACGGACGGCUCCGAGGACUUCGAUGACGUCGGCCACUCGCACGACGCCAUAGACCUGAUGAAGAAAUACCAGGUCGGCCGGCUCGUCGACUCGGAAAGGAGGAACAAGCAGCCGAAAAAGGGCUGGGUGGCAAAGUACAACAGCAAGGAGCCGGAAAAAUACGUCCAAGGACCCGGCAUGCCCUUCUACUUGCUCGUCGGCGGGAUCGUGUUCGCGGUCGCAUUUUUCUUCUAUCAAUUUUAACGGACGAUCGUUCAUUCGUCCAGCCACACGCGAUGCGUGAAAAUGUGUGACAAAGCGGACGGAGGAUGCAAGGUACAAAACGUGAGAACGUACUCGCGUCGUUCCGCUUUCGAUCGGCGGAACGAACAGCGCGGCGACAAUGGCGGCGAUCGCUUUUCCGGAGGGGGCGGCGACCCCCGACAUGCUUUCCGACGCGACAAAUCUGCCUCCGAUCGCUAACGUAUGAUUGUUUUUUUCCCUUUUUUUUUUUUUUUUUACGGAGGUCUCGCUUCUGUGGCAAGGAUAAAGUGUACGUGGAUUAAGGUCGAUUAUUCUGUAAGAAUUUGUAAGGGUACACAAUUUUAUGUUUAUAUAAACGUGAAUGUUGCAUUUACGCAAACGCCAGACGUUGUAUUGCCCCCUCUUGCGAAGCCGCCGAAUGACGGCGAGCCGAAAUCAGGAGAACCGUCCGCGCGCGAAUCGAGCCGAGCCGAGCCGACUCGAUCGUCGAGGAUUUCGAGCGUUCUUAUUAUGUAAAUGGGUCGAGUUUAUCAUCGCGGAAUGGGAGAUUUCGCCCGGCGUUGAGCCGAUCUUUAGCGGAUGCAAUCGCCGUGAAUCGCAAAAUAUUUGACAAAAUGGCCGUGCAAAUCGAAUAACGAAAGAAGCCGGCGAAACGACGACGGCGCAAACAGGAACGAACCGACGAAAGUUCGCCUCUACUGUAGCUUCGAAGUCGAUGGGGAGAGAGACACCCGACUUUUAAAACUCGAAGAAAAGCACGAGACGGUGGGGAAUCGAUUAUUGCCGAAAUAUCGAAAAUUUGCCGCAAGAUUUCUACGCGCCGCGCGCGCGGAGAAACGUCGAGCGUUUCGCUUCGGUUCAAGUUCAAGACAAGAAGACACUUCGGAAUAGAAUUUACGACGUUCUCUCGAUAAUUCACAUACGGAUCGAUCGCUCGGUAUUAAUUCACAAGUCUCCAUCUUAUCAGCCGAAGAUAGCGCUAUCGUAAGAUGUAUAAUGUAUCGCUCUUAAUCCCGUGUUUACCCAUAAAUCCAAUAACUGCAAGUAAUACAAACGUCGCUCCCGCACGUAAUAAAAUAUUUCUGUCUCUUA